GCACUCUCCUUUCUUUUUCCAGAUUCCAUCGCACUUUGUACUAUGCUUUGUUGUUCUCAAGGAGAUCGUCGCAGACACAAGGAUGGCGCAGAGAAAAGUGAAGGGAAGAAGGUAAGCGUCUUUGAUUCGGAGGAGGAUCUUGCGGUGACUCUCACGAAAUACAUCGCUAACCUAUAUGAUAAGGUCUCCAAAACGAGGAGCUCGUUUACUGUCGAUCUUUGGUUUUCUCGCCACCAUCGUCUCCACAAUAAAGACUCGGAGACCUGGGUUUUCAAACACAAUGAAUGAUGAUCAACCUAAUCCUUCCUUUUCUUCUUUGGAAAUUGCAGCAAACAGGUCAAGUUUUUCCCAUUUGUAUGAGGAAACGUUGGGGAUUCUUGAUUUUGACUUUGUGGAUUAUUCUUAUUGCUUUCUGGUGAUGAGAUUUUUGCUAGUUAGACUUGAUCAAGAAACCCAAAUUCUGAUCUGGGUUUUUCACCAGAGAAGAUGAAGAUGAAAUAUAAUAUGGGAUUCUCA
Rubroshorea leprosula is the source of this 516-nucleotide messenger RNA. NCBI's taxonomy places the organism in Eukaryota, Viridiplantae, Streptophyta, Magnoliopsida, Malvales, Dipterocarpaceae. The record is from the annotation of a GenBank genome assembly.